AUGGAGAAGCAGGAGGUGGUUGCGGUCAUUGUGCUGGACGAAUCCGAGGAGGAGGAACUGGUGCAACUCGAAGUCCAUGAGAGCGAACGAGCAACGACGGAAGGGUCGGUCGAUCUCGAUGGACUGGCAACGCAGCAAGUAGAGAUGAACAGCAGCCGAGAUGAGGAUGAGGAUGAUGAGGCCUUCGCGCCUUGGCCGUUUAAACAACGAAACAAGCCACCUGCCACCACUUCGCGAAGUGCAAGUGCUGCCAAACCGAAGGCAGAUGACUUCAAGGCGCUCGAUGAGGAGGAGCUGCUGGCCGACCUCUUCGGUGCUGCAGAUGACAAUCGUUCCCAGAAACUCCGUAAGAAGAGGGCCGACGAAGCAGAGGCGCCGGCCCGAAAGCUGCGAAAGACGCGCAGCCGUGAGCGUGGCGUCGUCCAUCCCAAGCUCAAUCCGCUCAAGAUUACCGGCGGCAACGCGAAAGCGAAGCCACCCUCGCCCGUGGCCCUCGACGAGAGAGGCGUCGAGGAGGAGGAAAAAGAAGAAGAGAACGCGCUGGAGGACAGCGUAGAGGACGUGGAGGGGGAGGAGUGCCCUCUCUGUGAGCAGCGGUUCAGCGCCGACCUGCUGCAGGCCCACGUCGAAGCCGAGCUCGAGCAGCGGAAUCCCUCCGCCGCUGGCGGGCAACAGGCGCCGAGGCCGCAGCCACCAAGUCGAAGCGGUGCGGGUCCGGGCGUCGAGGGGGUGGUGCUGGACGAUGAAGAGGAGGAGGAGAUCGAGUGCAGCGGCGACGGCGGCGGGCCGGAGGGAGACAAGGCCGAGUGCCCGUUCUGCCAGCGACACUUCCGGCGCGGCGUGGAGCUCGAAGAGCACGUGCACCACGAGAUGACCCUGCGCGAGAACGGCGGUAGCGGAGGGGCCAGCGGUGAGCAGGCGAGGCGAGGGGGCGCGGGCGAGUGUGAGGGAAGGAGGACGGUGACGAGGACGCGCCUGCCGCUGGUGCGCCAGAGCUCGCGGAAGCUGCCCUCUUCCUUCGGUGCCAACGACGCGCCGGCCGAUGGCACUCUGAACUCCUUCUUCGCCAAGCGCGCUCCGGCAUCGGCGUCGUCGUCUUCGUCUUCGUCGUCGUCUGGCUCGGUCGCGCUCGUCCCCGACUCGCAACCCGCAAGGUCGCAGAAGAGACCGGCAACGGAGGGCGGGGAGGAAGGCGCCGAGGACGAGGACAACUACGACGACGUCACCUUCAACUUCAAGCCGUUGUGGGCGACCCAGGAGUUGCCGUACGACUACCAGAAUCAGUUCAACAAGCAGAAGAAGAAACGAGGAAGAGGAGCCAAAAAGCCAGCGUACGAAGAAGAGGAAGAGGAGCAACCCGUGGAGGUCGACCUGGUGGAGGAGAUCGAAGAGGCCGCUACGCCCCCCAAGCGAGGGGGAAGAGGCGGAGGCAGGGGAAGGGGAACGGGACGAGGACGAAGCAAGGCAAGUCGAACGUCGUCGUUCUCGUCGGCAAGCAGCACCAUCAAGAAGAAGAGCUGGCGUGGAGCACGAAGAGGCGGAUGGGGGCGAGGCCGAGCCAAGAGGGGUGGUUGA
This is a messenger RNA of Acanthamoeba castellanii str. Neff, 1575 nucleotides long. RefSeq lists its product as uncharacterized. Bases 1 to 1575 code for a protein of 524 amino acids. The transcript is spliced from 2 exons. The record is from RefSeq and is a predicted model, not a curated record. Lineage: Eukaryota; Discosea; Longamoebia; Acanthamoebidae.